Messenger RNA from Rhizopus microsporus ATCC 52813, 4041 nucleotides. RefSeq lists its product as uncharacterized. Gene Ontology annotation, cellular component: fungal-type vacuole; membrane. The transcript has 13 exons. Lineage: Eukaryota; Fungi; Mucoromycota; Mucoromycetes; Mucorales; Rhizopodaceae. Gene Ontology annotation, biological process: transmembrane transport. The record is from RefSeq and is a predicted model, not a curated record. The coding region runs from base 1 to 4041 and encodes 1346 amino acids. Gene Ontology annotation, molecular function: ATP hydrolysis activity; ABC-type peptide transporter activity; ATP binding.
AUGACUGCACCUUCCGAAUUAGAUCAAAGAGAGCUAAUCGAUUUUGAAGAUAAUGACGACAAUGUGCUUGUGAUGCAAGAUGGAAAUGUAAUUCGAAAUGGUCGUAUAUUAAGCGCAGAACCAACUGCUUCUCCACUUUCAUCCAUUACCUUUAGCUGGAUGAACCCUCUGUUGAAGGCAGCAUUUCAUUCCCGUCUUACAGUGACCUCUUUAUGGGAGUUGCCUGCACGACAGAGAGCAAGGGAGAACUACCGUCUGUUUGCUGAGCAGCAAAGAGCGUCGACUGCUAUCACUGUCUCAUCGCUUUUACAACGGAUAUUCAAAGCCAAUCGAGCAAUUAUCAUGCAUCAGUUUGUCACAGCAAUUGGAGCUGUCAUCUUUCACUAUACCAAUCCUUACUUUUUACGUCAGCUAUUGAAUUACAUUCAAGCACAUCAAAAGGAAGACAGGGUGGAUAGGGAAAUGGGUUACUUGUAUUGUUUGGCAUUGUUCAUCUGUAGCGUGAUCAGCACCCUAAUAGCUUCCCAGUCCUUGCUAUGGGGCAGACGAUGGCAUGUCAAUAUUGUUCACAUGCUCAACUCGGAAAUAUACGCGCAUGCCCUUCGUCUCAAGCAAACGCAUGAUAUGUCUGAAGACGAAGAAGAAGAGAAAUCGAACUUGAUCAACCAGGACACAGAGCGGGUAGCAGAACUAGCUUCUUAUCUUCAUAUCUUUUAUACUUGUCCCCUUGAAAUCAUAGCAGGUGUUGUGUUUUUGUACCAAAUACUUGGUACUGCCUUCCUAGCGGGUCUGAUCGUUAUGGUUAUUGCCUUACCAUCCACUCAUUAUAUUAAUCAAAAACUCAUGAAGGCCCAAACACAUUUGAAUGAUGCCAAAUCUUGGAGAAUUCGUUUGUUGAAAGAGCUUUGUGAAGGUAUGAAGACGAUCAAAACAUUAGCCUCAGAAAGAAGAUGGGAAGAUGCAAUUUCUAGUGCUCGAGAUGAAGAACUUGUCAAGUUGAUCAAGGUAUAUACACAAAACACCUUAUUAAACUUGAUCUGGUUUGCCAUGCCCGUAUUUGUAACUACGACAUCAUUUGCAUGGUACACACUUGUCGAAAAGAAAUCAUUGGAUGCGAGCACUGCAUUCGUCAGUAUUGUGUUAUUUGGUAUGUUACGUGAUCCACUGAAUGUUGUUCCCCAAGCCUUUAUAGCCUACAAUGACAUCUAUGUUAGCCUUGGUCAUGUUGUCCGCUUCUUGAAUACUGAAGAAAAGAGGGAUGAUGUAGAAAUCGCUGCUACAUGCGACAGUGAUAACGACGAUGGUGAACAUCCUUUUGACUAUGAAGAGCAAUCAAAAAUCACUCUUCGUACUGCUGUAUUUAAAUGGCCCAGUGGCAACGACGUUUUCAAACUAAAAGUGCUAUUUGAACUCGAAAUUCCAUCCAGUAGGCUUUCUGUUCUUUCUGGGCCAUCAGCCUGUGGUAAAACAAGCCUACUGAAGGCCUUGCUUGGUGAUAUGCCUCUAGAUUCAGGAGAGAAGCCCCUUUUGCCCUCUCGUUUUUUGUGUACAGCUAAUACACAUAAAAGCCUCGUUCGGGAUCCUGUAUGUCCAUUGUUUUACUUACACAAGGUCGCUUAUGUGCCGCAGACGGCUUGGAUUGAACACACGACUGUAAGAGAAAACAUUUUGUUUUCAGAGUCUUGGGACGAUGCAAGAUACAGAACCGUUUUACAUCAAUGUGAUCUUCUAAGGGACUUAUCGCUCUUUGAAAACGGAGAUUUGACCGUCGUGGGCGAUAAAUCAGCUAUAUUUAACAAUGGUGUCAACAUAGAGGCAUUGUAUCACAAGAUAUCGCUUGCUAGAGCUGUUUACUCAAGAGCAAAGACUGUGUUGAUAGACGAUAUCUUUCAAGUGCUCGGUAAGACAGUAUCUACUUUUAUAUACGAAAACUGUAUUCGUGGUGAUCUGAUGCGGGAAAGGACCGUGAUUGUUGCUGCGGCCUAUCCUGACAUGUUUUGGGCUCGCGAUGCAGCUAUCUUUAUCCAUAUUUCUCUUGUCUCCGACGGCCAAGGCGUAGUAGACUCUGUCGAAACUGAUCCAGAAAAGAUUGUGGGAAUGAUUAAGCAGCGACGGGCAGACAGAUUGACGCUGGUCGAUGCCGUAAGACACUAUGACAUCUUUGGGGAUGUAGUGGAUGUCCUCUUUGAGAAUAACAGUGUUAUGGCGGGCGUCUUUACAGAAGACGAGUUCUUCGAUGAAGCUUCGAUCAUGCCAGCUUCGAUUCGAUUACUAGACGAAGAAGAGAAUGCUAAAAGAGAUUAUGCCUAUGCGACUUAUUUAUCUGCCUGUGGUGGAUGGCAGUAUUGGACUUUUGCGGUGCUAUUCACUCUCUUGGCAUGCAUAUCAAAUAUAGCAGAGAGUUAUUGGCUAAAGGAAGGUUUGGUCCAUGACUUAUCCAACACUCUUAUCGCUGUCCUGUUUAACUUUGUUCGCACCAUUAUCCAGUACCGUGGAUCCCUUCGUGCCUCUAGCCGACUCUUUUUGGGCCUCUUGAGGUCGUUUUUUGAAAUAACAUCACCAGGUCGGAUCCUAGAAAGAUUCAUAAAGGAUAUAGAAAUAGUCGAUGGAAGUAUAGGAUGGCAAGUUGGAUUCUUGCUACAAAUGGCAUUUAGCAUCAUUGGGGCUGUGUUUACAAUUGGUAUUAUACUACCAGAGUUCUUUGUAGUCAGUACGUUUGCAACCAUAAUCUAUCUUUAUAUUGGCAUAAUAUAUAUUAAAGCCUCUAAAGAAUUGAAAAGGUUAAAUGUCAGCAGUCGCACGCCCAUCCUUCAUCUCUUCUCUGAUACAUUGACUGGAUUGCUAACAAUACGAGCCUAUGGUGAAGAGUGGACAAUGAUGAAAAAGAUGUUCAAUAGACUCGACGACAACAUGAGACCAUUUUAUACUCUGUGGACGACUAACAGAUGGCUCUUUGUACGUAUUGAACUGUUAGGCACCCUGUUAUCCUUGUUCAUUUCCAUUUUACUUGUCUAUAAAAUGGAUAUCAUUGAUGCCGGCAUGGCAGGCAUUGCACUAACAUUUUCAACAAACCUACAGGAAUAUGUAUACUGGCUGAUGCGACAAUCAACAGCCGUGGAUAUACAUUUUGAAUCAGUCGAAAAGAUCAAUGAGUAUAUGAAUGCUCCUCAGGAGCCACCUAGCAUUGUUGAAGGCUCUCGCCCGCCUGCUUCAUGGCCUACAGCAGCAACGAUUCAAAUCAAGGAUCUCAUGGUUAGUUUCAAUCAUUCUGAAGUGGAUGCUGCAUUAAAACAUGUUACUCUCAAUAUCUACUCGGGCGAGAAAGUGGCGCUGAUCGGAAGAGCAGAUGGGGAAAAGAAUGCGCUCGUCUCCAGUCUAUUUCGCUUUGUAGAACCCAUGGCAGGAUCCAUAAAGAUUGAUGGUGUUAAUAUUGCUUGGAUCGGUGUUGAAGAUUUGAGAUCACGUAUUACAUACAUUACAAAAGAAAGCUGGCUACUGAGUGGAACAGUUAGAAGUAACCUGGAUCCAUUUGGAGAAUACGAAGAUUAUGCACUUUGGCAAGUCCUGUACAAGGUUUAUCUUGCCAAGCCUCAUGAUCAGUCACAGAGAUCCAGCCAUAGUGGCAGCAGUAGCAGUGACCUCAAAGGCUUGCCCUUUUCUUAUAUUCAUGAUCUAGAUUAUGAUAUCGGUAAAAAUGGCUCUCGUUUUACCGUCUGUCAGAGACAACUACUCUGUAUUGCGCGAGCCUUACUUCAGGACUGUACGAGACUAGUCGUUUUUGAAGAGGCUGAUUUGAACAUAGAGUCUCAAGAAAUCAUUCGAUCUGUGAUAGACCAGGAAUUCCAAGAAUCCACACUAUUGGUCAUACCUUAUUUACUACGUCAAGUCGUGUAUUAUGAUAAGGUGAUUGUAUUUGAUCAUGGAACUAUUGCCGAAAUGGAUUCACCUGGAGAACUGCUGAACAGACAAGGUAGUUUGCUACAGCUGCUGUGCGAUAAAGCUGGCAUUUUGGAUGAGUUAACACUAGACAUUUUUUCAUAA